Xenopus laevis (African clawed frog) is the source of this 4997-nucleotide messenger RNA. RefSeq names its product DEP domain containing 1 L homeolog (gene depdc1.L). The transcript is spliced from 11 exons. Gene Ontology annotation, molecular function: GTPase activator activity. Gene Ontology annotation, cellular component: nucleus; transcription repressor complex. The record is from RefSeq and is a predicted model, not a curated record. NCBI's taxonomy places the organism in Eukaryota, Metazoa, Chordata, Amphibia, Anura, Pipidae. Bases 112 to 2481 code for a protein of 789 amino acids. Gene Ontology annotation, biological process: signal transduction; intracellular signal transduction.
CGGCUCGCUUUUCAAACAGAUCACAAACGGUUGCGAGUUCUGUGUUCGGUGGUCACGUGGGCCAAGGGUUAAAGGGCCGCAGGCGGCUCGCUUGUCUUAGUUGGUCCAGUUAUGGACAGUCGUAUCAUUACCCCGGGGCCGUACCGGGCUACUAAACUGUGGAAUGAAGUAACAAAACAUUUUCGGGCAGCGAUGCCUUUGAGGAAACACAGGCAACACUUCAAAGCCUAUGGAAAUUGCUUUACAGCUUCUGAAGCAAUAGAUUGGCUCCAUCAAUUGCUAAAAACCAAUAGCAAUUUUGGUUCUGAGGUGACCCGGCAGCAGACCAUCCAGCUAUUGAGAAAGUUCUUGAAAAACCAUGUCAUAGAAGAUCUAAAAGGCAGAUGGGGAACAGAGGAACUGGAGGACAACAACAGCCUUUACAGAUUCCCUUCCACAUCCCCAGUCAAGACCAUUCCAAGUCGUCCUCCAUUGUGGAAAAGAAGCAGCUUGGAAAAUGUAUUUAAAGAAAAAGAACACUUGUUCAAGAUGCCUCAAUUCUCUAAGAAAACGCCUAAAAGGCGUGCGUCCGUUGAUUCUAAGGAAGAGCAAGAAAAUGAGGACCUGAUGGAAGACCAAAGGAAUGAUGACUUUCCUAAGCAGCUGAGUAGCAAGGAUAUUGAGGACAUAUGGGGAAACAUAACCAUGAUACACCUUCAAAAAAUACUAGGUUUGCCAUCCUUGGAAGAAGUCUUAAAUCCUGCUCAGAUAAAGCCUAAUUAUAUAAGGUAUAAUAUGACAAAUACCAGUAAGCAUGGAGUUGUUGUCCUUCAAGAUAAAACAGGGCCUAAGAAUAAUGAUAUGAGUCAGGCAACCUAUAUUGGCUUUGAACGUGAUGUUUUUAGGACCGUUGCGGACUAUUUCUUAAAUCUUCCAGAGCCUCUGCUCACAUUUGAAUUUUAUGAGCUUUUUGUAAAUAUCUUGGUGGUCUGUGGCUACAUAACGGUUCCCAACAGUCAUAAUGGAAAGCAUAGAUUUCAUAAUAAAACCCGUGAUCCAGCACCAGCUAAAAAACAGCACUUAAAUGAUGAACAAUUUUUCAAGUCAACAGAAUGCCUUCUUUUAAGUUUGGUACGGAAGGUUCCUAAUGAAGAGGAAGAUGAUGUUGAACAUAGUUUUGGGGAGAUUGCCAGAGACCACAAAGACCAUAUCCCUCGAGAUGUAUUUGCUAAAAAGAAUCAUUUGUAUGGUUCCUUCAGUAGAAGAGCCAGUAGGGGAACUAUUGGGGGGAGUUGUCAAAAUCUUUCCACUUCCAGGAAGGAAACUGGUGUGACCCGCAAAGUAAGGGUACGUAGCUGCUCCCUGGAAGGAAUAGCUGAUAGUGUGUCCACAGACGUCAGAGACUGUCAGAGCAACAUUUUGCAACCUUCUUCGCAGAAGCCAGAAUUCAGUGUGGUGAAAGAAAGGCCAAUAACAUUUGGAAACCAAGCUGAAUCUGUGACUGGCCUUAAUGCUUCUGAACAUAAACUACACUAUAGGACUAGUGAUGGGGGCUACUCCCAGACCAGUGAAAAGCUUGCUAGAUCAGUGAGCGUGGGGGACUGUCUUGAGUCUCGUACAAGUAAAAAUGCACCAGUUGCUGAGAUCACUAUUAAACCUUUAAAAUCUAAACAAACGAGAAUGCAAAAGCGGUUUUCUCCUACGGACAACGAACCUACAGAUCUGGAUUUCACCAUAACAAAGAGAUUAUGUCAGAGUACCAUGGAACUCUCACAUUCUUCUUUUCCUUCAACUUCUUCUUUACUGCCACCUACUACUUCCCCCAACAGCACUGGCUCAGAAAGUUUGUUGCAGCCACACUUGGAGAGAGUUGCAAUUGAGGCGCUACAACUUUGCUGUCUGCUGCUUCCCCCUGCCAACAGACGAAAGCUCCAGCUGUUAAUGCGCAUGAUCUCUCGCAUGAGUCAGAAUGUGGAUAUGCCACGGCUUCAUGAUGCCAUGGGAACUAGAUCCUUGAUGAUUCAGACAUUUUCCCGAUGUGUUUUAUGCUGCGCUGAAGAAGUGGAUCUGGAUGAAUUGCUUGCUUCAAGACUAGUUUCCUUCCUCAUGGAUCAUCACCAAGAUAUCCUACAAGUGCCUUGUUAUUUGCAAACUGCUGUCCAGGAUCAUAUACAGUACCUUCAAAGACCCCGUGUGAAGCAAGGAACUGUGCCAGAAUACUAUUUUUGUAAGCAGAUAAGUGCACAAGAGUUUGAAGAGCAGAGAUUGGCCACCUCUCAGGCAGCUAUAAUGGAACUUUUAGAAAACAUUGUAAGAGACAAAGCUUUAGCAGUUAAAGACAAGAAGAAGAAGCUAAAGCAGUUUCAGAAACAAUACCCGGAUAUCUACCAAAGCCGAUUUCCAACUACAGAAAGUGAAGCCAAAUUGUUUGGCGAUAAACCUACAAUCAAACAACCAAUGUUGAUGCUGAAGAAGCCAAAAUUCAAAAGCUUACGCUAUUGAUUAGAAAAUACACACAUUUAAAGAAUAACUGCCUAUGCAAAUCCAGUACCUCCCUUUUCUGUACUAUGAACUGUAUAUCUGUCCCACUGUAAUCUUCCUCUAUUGUAAAUCAUGGGUACAUAUGAGUUGCUGCUUGUAAAUACCUGCCUAUAGUAGUUAUAUGCCACUGCCUAGUGCCUUUGAACAGGUGAUAUCUUGCUGGACAAUCAUGGCCAUGUGCUUAUGUCAAUUCAAACUAAGGCAUUCGACUUACAUCCAGCACUUAUGCAUAAAAUAUCUAAAAGGGAUUCUGUCAUGGUAGACUUUUUUUUUUUUUUUUUUUUUACACAAAUUGCAUCAUUUAAUAGCACUCCUCCUGCAGAGCUCUGAAAUUCAUUUUUCAACAUGAGCAAAUAGACUUUAAUUUUAAAAUUUGUGGCGGUAGAUAUGUUGUUAGGUUCCUGGGUACCCUCAGGUAUGUGAAUUGGGCACUGAGAAAAACUUCAGUCAUUCUUUACUGCAAGCUGGAGUGUUCUAACUUCCCCCGACAGCCUUAUCAGCAGAACAAUGGAAAGGAACAAGAUAACAGCUCACUGACCCAUGCACUGAUAAAAAUGCUCCUAGUCUCCCCCCCACCUAAUGUUAAAUGAAAAUAGAACAACACCCAAGCCUGACCAUGAUUCCUCCUGUAAGAGUAAAGCCCGGAUUUGUGGUGAGACCACAAAGGCCCUGCGGAGGAGCACUGGGCACUCUCAGCUCCCCAGUGCUCUGGCUUGUGGGUAGGGUUGCCACCUUUUUCUGGAAAAAAAUAAGUAAAUACCAGCCUUCCUAAAUCUUUUUUCCCUAUUAAUAACAUUGAGAUCAACCAUCAUUUUUACUGGGCACACUGGUAAAUACUGGCCAGGUGGCAACCCUACGCGCAGGGGUGUGGGCGCUAGGAUUGUGCAGCCUAGGGGCAGCUGCGAUCCAAAUCAAAUCCAGCCCUGAAGAGAAAUCAUAAUUUGAGUUUAGAGCUUACUAAAUAUAAACUCACCCACAUUCUAUCCAUUUCCAUGAGAUUUUUAGAACCGUGUUUAUUAUAUGGUGAGUUCUAACUUUGACCCACUGAUAAAUACAAUUCUAAAAAUCCCAGAGGAAUGAAUAGAACAUGGGUGAGUAUUUAUUUAUUAAGCUUUGAAAUCACAUUUUGAUAAAUCUGCCCCCAAUCUUAAAGCAAUUCCAUUGUUAAAGGAGCAAUAACACCAAAAACUGAAAGUGUUGUAAAGGAAUGAAAAUAUAAUACUGUUGCCCUGCACUGGUAAAACUGGUGUGUUUUUUUCAGAAAUGCUACUAUAGUUUAUAUAAAAAAAGCUGCUGUGUGGCCAUGGGGUGAGCCAUUCAAACACAGGAUACUCUGUAGAUAACUGAUAAGUUAUGAAAAAUCCCAAUAAUACAGAGUUUAGCGAUUAUCCUUUGUGUAUCCUGUGCCCCCCCUUUUUUUUUUUUUUCUCUCUCUCCAUCUUUCAGCUUUGAAGGGCUGCCCCCAUGGCUAUGCAGGGCUUGUUUAUAUAACCUAUAGUAGGAGUUUCCUCAAUAAAACGCACACAACAUUUACAAAUGCUGCAAAACAGUACAUUAUAUUUUCAUUACUUUAAUACACUUUAAUUUUUUGGUGUUACUGUUCCUUUUAGUGCUGGCUGUUUCUGAAAGCAUAGGAUCGAGUGUAAUAAGCCUGAGAUGACUAGCUACACAUCAACACCAGCAUUAUGUGCAGGAUGAUGGAGCAAAUAUGGUGCUCAACCAAAAAGUAUGGUGUUUUGAGCAAGAGCCAAAAUCUGAUAGGGGCUAGGGUGGGCUGCUGUUUAUCAGAGACUGAAGUUUUGGGUCUUUCCUUGUGCUUAAAUGUAAACAAAAAAACAACUGCAAUCCCACAUGUUUUAUUGUGCUAGCUUUCAAUCCUUUAAUAGAAGAAUGUCCUAUCCCUUUUGAAUGUGCUUGUGCAUUUAGGGCAGAGACGCACAUGGGGAGAUUUAGUCGCCUGCAGACAGAUCGCCUCUCCUUCUGACGACUAAUCUCCCCAAAAAGCCUUCCCGCCGGCUAGAAUCUAAAUCGGCGGUGGGAUGGCACUCGAAGCGAAUUUUCCGAAGUUUCCUCGUGAGGCAGUAUCCAGUUUUGUGUAAAAGUGCACCAAAGAAUGUCUCUGAAGGCCAGAAAGUAGAUGGUGAAGCCUUUAGUUUAUUAGAGCAAAUGCCUGCAAGACAUCUACGUUGCUAUUCACUUGUAUUGGACCUGAAACAGUGUGAAAGUUGCAAGGAUACACUUGUCUGACUAUUUCCAUAGAGCAGACCCUCUAUUUGCCAUACCACAGCUGAAAUCUGGGUUCUACAAUUACCCCUGUAGUUUCUUUUUUUUCUUUCAGAUUUGUGGAAUGUGUUUAACAAUUUUCUUAGAAUCACAUUCUAAUAUUUGGUAGAUUAUAGCUCCUAUUUGUUACUUUAAAAAAAAAAAAUCCAGUUUAUGUAAUGCCUUGUGGCUUGUGCUAAUUCCUUCUUAAAUAA